Sesamum indicum (sesame) is the source of this 4182-nucleotide messenger RNA. Its product is annotated as phox (PX) domain-containing protein. Gene Ontology annotation, molecular function: phosphatidylinositol binding. The record is from RefSeq and is a predicted model, not a curated record. Lineage: Eukaryota; Viridiplantae; Streptophyta; Magnoliopsida; Lamiales; Pedaliaceae.
GUUGUCAAAAAACCAUAGUCAGCACAUAAAUGUUGAUUAAUUUGUAGUAAUAAAAAUCCCUAAAUCAAACCUACCGAGGCCGGGGGGAAAAUUGGAUUUGGUGAUACGUUUUCCGUUGGAAAUGUUAGUGAGAAAGCUAGAGAGAGAAACGGAUACAUAAUAGUCCAUUUAUACAUUUGAUAUAUUCCACACACACACACGCACGCACUGGAAACCUAAUGGUCUAUCGAUUGGGAGUUGAUUUAAUUGGAUGAGUGCGUGGCGUCGGAUUGUUGGUUCAGUUCGAUCGCUCGGUGCUCUUUUUUGAGGUUUUGUGGUGAUCGUGUGAAGAAUGUGGUUUUUGGAGGAUUUGAUUGCAGAAGCUUGAGUUUUUUUGUUUUUUUUUUUUUUGACUUUUGCUUUUGGUUGAUUGAAAUUUGAAUGAGUGUUUGGAGUGGUGUGAAAAGGUGAAGUAGCUUUUGGUUAAGUCUGCAAAAAAUGAGCAGCAACGAGAGGCAAACGGUGAGCGUUCGAGACCUAGUGGAGGAAGCUAAGAAGCGGAUUGUUUUUCUGGUCGUAUGCGUGGUUGGACUUUCAUACCUCAUGUCAUUAACAAGUCCAUCAGUUCUAGUCAACUUGCCAGCUGCUCUAUUUUUAAUAAUCAUACUGCGCUACAUGUCUCUGGAUUUUGAUAUGCGGAGGAAAGCUGCAACUUACAAAGGAAAACAAACAUCUGCAAACAGUUCUUCAGAAAGAAAACCUCUUGAGGGAUCCAGAAUUUUGGCCAAAAGGUCUGACUGGAAGCGUAAGGUGAAUUCCCCUGUUGUUGAGGAUGCAAUUGACCAGUUCACUAGACAUAUUGUCUCAGAGUGGGUGACAGAUCUGUGGUACUCACGCAUAACUCCUGAUAGACAAGGUCCAGAAGAGCUUGUACUGAUCAUGAAUGGUGUACUUGGAGAAAUUUCAAGUCGCAUGAGAAAUAUAAAUCUUAUAGAUCUUCUAACCAGGGAUAUUAUCAAUAUUCUCUGCAUUCGUCUGGAGCUCUUUCGAGAAAGUAAGGCAAAGAUUGAGAAGCAUCAAUCAAAAUUGUUAACUGUUGAAGAGCGAGACAAUGAAUUAAAAACUGUUCUGGCUGCUGAGAACAAAUUGCAUCCGAUUCUAUUUUCUGCUGAAGCGGAGCAUAAGGUUCUCCAGCAUGUCAUGGAUGGUCUCAUUUUACUUACAUUUGAGCCAGAGGAUCUGCGAUGUUCCUUAUUUCGCUAUAUUGUCAGGGAACUCCUUGCCUGUGUUGUAAUGCGACCUGUGAUAAAUUUGGCAAACCCAAGGUUUAUCAAUGAGAGAAUUGAAUCUCUAGUUAUUUCCGCUAGCAAAACUCAUAAUGGAAGUAAGGCAACAAAGACAGCUACAAAGUCUAGAAUAAAUGCAUCUUCGAUGAUUUUACCGGAUCAUAGUUCGGAGUUUCCAGAUCCAUCCGCAAAGGGUGUUGAACUGGUGCAGUUGAAGAAGGAUCAGGAUAAGAAAGCUGGCAACUCAGAUACUAUAAAUGGAACACGUCUUUCUAAGGAUCCACUGCUUUCCAUGGACAUGCGGUCCACUCGUUCUUGGGAUUCUUUGCCAGAUACUCAUAGUGGUGAGGGAAGAGGUAUUCAACGCCACCGCUCCGGAGGAGAAUGGGGAGAUGCACUUGAUGUAAUUUCUCGCAGAAAGACUGAGGCCCUGGCUCCAGAACAUUUUGACAAUAUGUGGACAAAAGGAAGAGACUACAAAAGGAAGGGAGACACAAAUCAGGCUGAUCCUGUACUAGGGAACUCUUUUCUGGGCGUUUCUAAUUCAGUGGAGCGGUCAAAGGUUCUAUCUGAGCAGCAGAAAAAGGACCGAGACAAAAUGGAUAGUACUUUGGAGAAAGAUUUCUCUGAUUCUGGAUGUACCAAAGGCCCAGAGGACGACAAUACAGCUGUGCAUGGUAAGUUAUCAAAUGAAAGUUGCACAUCAAUUUCCUUAAGCAAAGAGGAAGAUCGUAAAAGUGCAGCUGCUGAUGAGUCAGAAUCCUGGAGCAGUAGUUAUACUGAGGAUGAUGAUAGCAGCAGUGUUAUGGGUCUUGACUCACCUGGUGUUAAAGUUUGGGAUGGUAAAUCAAAAAGAAAUUUCAGUCACAUUCAUCAUCCCCUUGAAACUUUUGACAGGCGUAAGAGCAGAAAGCCAAACCAAGGUCAGCUCCAUUCUAAAAGGUUGCACAGAACAAAGUCUUCAAAGAAAAGAUCUAAAUCUAGUAGUCAAAAUGGGCAUGUCUGGCAAGAGGUUGAAAGAACGAGUUUUUUAGUAGGGGACGGGCAGGAUGUGUUAAAUUCUGUCAACGUGAAUGCCAAACCUGGAGACUCCAGUGAGGACUCCGACGCUGAGCUGUUAGGUAGAAUUUGUAGUGGAGACACAACCUCGUCAUCUAUGUCUCUGGCUUCUUUACCUGAAAGUCAAAGUCUGGCUGCUAAUUCAGCAAAAAAUUCAAUAAUUGCUGAUUCCUUUUUCAAGUUAAGAUGCGAGGUAUUGGGUGCCAAUAUUGUGAAGAGUGGAUCUAAAACAUUUGCUGUGUAUUCCAUAUCUGUUACAGAUAUAAAUGGCCACAGUUGGUCUAUCAAAAGAAGAUAUCAACAUUUUGAGGAGUUACAUAGGCGACUUAAAGAGUUUCCUGAAUAUAAUCUCCAUUUGCCACCAAAGCAUUUCCUGUCAACCGGUCUCGAUGUAUUCGUCAUUCAAGAGCGAUGUAAAUUACUUGACCAGUACUUGAAGAAGCUUCUGCAGCUUCCAACUGUUUCCUGCUCCAUUGAAGUUUGGGAUUUCCUUAGUGUCGAUUCACAGAUGUAUAUAUUUUCAGAUUCAUUAUCCAUAAUCGAUACUCUUUCAGCAGACCUAGCUGAAACAGUGCGUGAAAAGAGCAAGGAUAACCGCGAUAAUGUAGGACCAGUCUAUGAUCCGUUAUCCACCAAAAGAGAAACGUUCAGUAAUGGGAACCAGGAUGCUGCAUCAAGAAUCAAGGUUCACCAUGUUCCUAAUGAACCAGGAUUGAAAGCAAAAGGUCAAGCUCUUUCUGCAUCAACAAAGCCUGAAAAAGAAUUCAAAAAAGCUUCAGAGAACCCAAAUAGUGGCUCAGCAAACACCGAGCAAAAGAACAUCCAACCACCCAGAAACUUGGAAAGGACUGUAAACAAAGACCCACAAGAAUCACAAUCUGUUGUGACUGAUAAUAUGUCUGAUUCAACCAUUCCAAGCGAGUGGGUGCCGCCAAAUCUAAGUGUUCCCAUACUGGAUUUGGUUGAUGUCAUUUUACAGCUUAAAGACGGUGGAUGGAUCAGGAGAAAAGCUUUUUGGGUAGCCAAACAAGUUUUACAAUUGGGAAUGGGUGAUGCCUUUGAUGAUUGGUUGAUUGAGAAAAUCCAGCUUCUGCGUAGGGGAUCAGUGGUUGCUUCUGGUAUCAAACGGUUGGAGCAGAUCCUAUGGCCUGAUGGAAUAUUCAUAACAAAACACCCAAGGCGGCAACGACCUUCACCCGACAGUCCAUCUGAAAAUUCGCCUGGUUACCAACCUUCCGCUCCAUAUUCUUCACCUAAAAUAGAAGAUGCCCUGAACUUGGAGGAGAUGCAACAAAAGGAAGCUGAACGACGAGCCAAAUUAGUACAUGAACUGAUGAUUGAUAAGGCACCUGCUGCUAUUGUAGGCCUUGUUGGACGUAAGGAAUAUGAACAAUGUGCAAAGGAUCUCUACUAUUUCAUUCAGUCAGCUGUUUUUAUGAAGCAGCUAUCUUUCGAUCUUCUCGAGCUGUUGCUGUUAUCUGCAUUCCCGGAGCUCGAUUAUAUUUUUCGACAGUUCGACCAGGACAAGCAGAAGUUCGGUGAACUCAAACUGAACUAGGAAAGAUUCAAGAAAAUAGUGAUUUCUUGUUUGAAGAGUUGAUUAGAGUUGUCCAAGAGGCAUGUAUAGUGAUUUAUCUUCAAGUGCAUAGCUGUUCCAGUGAAAAUAUAUAUUUAAUUGUGCAGUGGUUUUGUAUAUUUCUCCCAAGGACAAAAGUCUGCAUUCAUCAUGAACGUUGGUUCAGUGAUACAAUUGAGUACUUCUUCCUCUUGCUGACCUGCGGAAGUGACUUGUAAUUGCUUUGCGGAAGCUCUAAAGAUGUUUUGUUUGAGGCAGGCUACGCAUUGUUGCCAUACCCUA